This is a messenger RNA of Verruconis gallopava, 2442 nucleotides long. RefSeq lists its product as uncharacterized. Gene Ontology annotation, cellular component: cytosol; peroxisomal membrane. Gene Ontology annotation, biological process: protein import into peroxisome matrix, docking. Bases 194 to 2092 code for a protein of 632 amino acids. Gene Ontology annotation, molecular function: protein binding. The record is from RefSeq and is a predicted model, not a curated record. Lineage: Eukaryota; Fungi; Ascomycota; Dothideomycetes; Venturiales; Sympoventuriaceae. The transcript has 2 exons.
UGACUUCACUGCUCAUAUUAUUAUCCGAACUUGCCAGUCUGACAGGCCUCGUCCUUUGCCAGCACCAGCACUCGCUUUCUCACUCAUGCCUGUGUGACAGAAGGCUCAUCUUGUUUGCCUUUCACACGUCGCUCCGCCGCACGUUUUGCCGUUCAACAUCAUCCGUUGCCGCGCUUUACAAAUACAACCGAAAAUGUCGUUCCUGGGUGGCGCCGAAUGCAGCACGGCGGGCAACCCGCUCGCGCAGUUCGCUAAGGUCGGGCAGCAGGAUACGUCUUUGCAGAGAGACCGCCUGGUGGGUCGAGGACCCGGUCUGCAAGAAAGCAUGCGAAGCCAGCAAGCAGGACCUCAAGAUGGGAUGAUGGACGAGUUCAUGCAGCAGCCGGCGCAGAUGCCCGGCGCACCAUCGCCCUUUGCCAUGGACGGCCUACGGCAAGAGCUGGGUCGUAUGUCGCAACACAACGGCUCCGGUGCAUGGGCUGCCGAGUUCGACCCAGGGAUGCAACACAACAUUCAGCCCCAGAGUCCUGGAUUCAACCCUGCUGAAUUUGCACGCUUCCAGCAAGCGAGUGCCGCACAGCGAACAGCUAGUCCCAUCACUGGCCAGCAAUCGACGUACCAGCCAUCGAUGUACAACAACAUGGUCUACGGCGGCAUGGGCAUGAUGGGGAUGCAGCGGGCUUUCUCGCCCAUGUACCAGCCUCAGCAGAAUAUGGAGCCCGUGCAUGCUCAAGGCAAGGGCAAAGGCCGCAUGAUCGAGCUCGACGACGAAAAGUGGGAGGCCGAAUUCGCGAACCUCGAAAAAGCAGACCAGCUCGAUGAGGAGGCGAACAAGGCCAUCGAGGCGGAGCUCAAUGAAAUGGACAGGUCAGUAGAUCCUCAAUUAGACUCUCAAAUCGAUGACUUUGGCGACUUUGAGAACAUCUGGAAGGGGAUUCAGGCUGAGGUUGCAAAUGCUAGAUCGCUUGUCGAGGACGAGGAGUGGAUCGAGUCCAUGAAUCAGAAGGGCGCGUGGGACAACUUCGAUGACAUGGGUUACCACAUGUAUGAUCGGGAUCCGCAUCUCGGGGACUAUCUGUUUGAGCAGAACAACCCUUUCAUGGACACGUUAAAUCCGUUUGAUGAGGGCGUGCAGAUUAUGGAUUCGGGAGGAAAUCUCUCUCUCGCCGCGCUGGCCUUUGAAGCUGCAGUCCAGAAAGAUCCUACCCACGUCGCUGCUUGGGUACGACUUGGUUCGGCACAGGCACAAAACGAAAAAGAGACUCCUGCUAUUCGAGCAUUGGAGGAAGCCAUCAAGCUGGACCCAAACAAUCUAGAGGCUCUGAUGGGUCUGGCUGUCUCGUACACGAACGAAAACUACGAAGCUACCGCCUACCGAACAUUAGAGCGAUGGCUAGCCACCAAGUAUCCUGACCUCAUUACGGAGCCACUUUCGGAGGCUGCAGAGAUGGGCUUUACCAAUCGUUCCGAGCUCCACGAGAAAGUCACGAAUCUUUUCAUUCGGGCAGCGCAGUUGUCUCCUUCGGGCGAGACUAUGGAUCCAGACGUCCAAGUCGGCCUUGGCGUCCUUUUCUACUCUGCAGAUGAGUUUGACAAGGCUGUGGACUGCUUCGAGGCUGCGCUCGCGUCGACAGAGGCCGGUGUCGUCAACCGGGAGAACAACCUGCAUCUUCUGUGGAACAGACUGGGCGCUACUCUGGCCAACUCUGGCCGCAGCGAGGAUGCCAUUCAUGCCUACGAACGUGCUCUGGAGCUGAGGCCAAACUUCGUCCGUGCACGGUACAACCUCGGGGUGUCAUGCAUUAACAUCGGUGUCCAUGAGCAGGCAGCGGGCCAUCUUCUUGGUGCCUUGUCCAUGCACCGAGUUGUCGAGGCUGAGGCACGACAGAAGGCCAAAGAAAUCGUUGCUGGCUCCGGAGGUGCCGAUGGCGUCAGUGAAGCCGAGGUUGACCGGUUGCUCACGCAAAAUCAGUCCACCAACCUGUACGACACCUUGCGGAGAGUCUUCAAUGCCAUGAACAGGAGAGACUUGAGCGAUCUUGUUGGUCCCGGCAUGGACGUUGAGCGUUUUCGUGGAGAAUUUGAAUUCUAAGACGCUAUUUCGAGAGGCGGACACCUAUGGAGGUAUGGAUGAGUACGUCAGGCAGUGGCAGCGGGACGAUGUUCUUCAAGCUGAAAAGAUAGCGAAAACAGAAUCAGGGCUCCAGACGCUUGGUCCUCGACCCGAUGUUGAGGAUUGGGUACUGGACCGCGGACAGUGGAAUGAAAGAGGGCAUGCUGAACGCUCAGAUAGAUGGUACGAUAUUCCGAUGGACUAUUUCUGCAUAAAGGGCAGCAGAGGAGAAAAUUUAUGAUUUCGCCGGGCUUAUGUAUAACGCGGUGUAAUUUGGGUUCCGAAAUAAUAGAAUUUGAGGCCUACAAUUGGAAAUCUCUCGAAUCAAA